This is a messenger RNA of Pantherophis guttatus, 1592 nucleotides long. Lineage: Eukaryota; Metazoa; Chordata; Lepidosauria; Squamata; Colubridae. The record is from RefSeq and is a predicted model, not a curated record.
AUGGUUCCAGAUUACAAAUGUGACAUGCUGGACCCUCUUCUCUCUGUCAUCAGAGAUCUCAAGACCAAAUCCUCAAAGCAGAUGGCCUCCAUCUUCAGCAUCUUCAAGGUCCCACAGUGGAACUGGGUUGGUCUUCUGGCCCCUGAAGAUGACAGUGGAGAGCAUUUCAUCUCAACUCUGAUGCCAAUGCUCAAGGAGAAGGAGAUCUGCCCGGCCUUGACUAAAAUGUUAAAUACUGAUAUUCUUAAUACGGUCUUUGGCUGCAAGAUCCACAAACCAGGAGAGAUCCCUCAAAAGGGGAAAAAACCCUGUACGGGAAAGGAGAAUAUACGGACUCUGCCAUCUUACACAUUUGAAGUGAGCAUGAUGGUGAAAGUUGGGCAAAUAGACCCCCGGGCUCCCCCCGACAAGGAUUUCACCAUCGACCUGGAUGCAAUUAUCUGGGCCACAAAACAAAGAUUCUUGUUUUCAGAUGCAGUUCACUGUGACCUUUGUCCAGAAGACCAAUAUCCCAACAAGGACAAAGACCACUGCAUUGCCAAGAAGAUCCACUUCCUUUCCUAUGAAGAUACCCUGGGAUACACUUUAGCAUCUCUUACUCUUUCUCUCUCUUUGAUCGCAUUGGGAGUCCUAGCAAUUUUCCAUAAGCAUCGUGACACACCGAUCGUCAAGGCCAACAACCAUGAUCUCACCUACCUCCUCCUGGUCUCCCUCCUGCUCUGCUUCCUCUGCUCAUUCCUUUUCAUUGGUCAACCGAGGAAGCUCACCUGUCUCUUCCGACAAACUGCCUUUGCCAUUCUCUUUUCUCUUGCAGUUUCCUCUGUCUUGGCAAAGACUGUCAUGGUGGUUCUAGCUUUUAUGGCUACCAAGCCAGGGAACAAGGCAAGGAAAUUCUUAGGAAAAUCACUGACCAAUUGCAUUGUUGUAUCCUGUCCUCUUUUCCAAGUAGUUCUUUGUGCCAUCUGGUUGAUAACCUCUCCCCCGUCUCCUAACUUGGAUUUCCACUCCUUGAUAGGAGAGACAAUCUUGGAAUGUAAUGAAGGCUCAGCUUCCAUGUUUUACACUGUCCUGGCCUACCUGGGGUUUCUGGCCCUCGUGAGUUUUAUCAUGGCCUUUUUGGCUAGGAAAUUGCCUGAUAGUUUUAAUGAAGCCAAGUUCAUUACUUUUAGCAUGCUGGUCUUUUGCAGCGUUUGGAUCUCCUUCCUCCCCACCUACCUGAGCACUAAAGGGAAGUCCAUGGUGGCCGUGGAGAUCUUCUCCAUCUUGGCCUCUGGGGCUGGUCUCUUGGCUUGCAUCUUUUUCCCCAAAUGCUACAUUAUUCUACUGAGGCCCCAUCUUAAUUGUAAAGAAAAUAUGAUAAGAAACAAAAAUCUCUGAUUCAUGCCGGGUUGGGAAACAUAUUUAUCUUUGAGGCAUGUUUAGUAUCUCAUGAUAUUUCUAAAACAUGACAGAGAAGAAGAAACAGAUCCAUUUAAUAAUGCCUUACUCAAGUGCUAUAACUGGUCAUAGUAGGAGUGAAUUGGUUGAGUUGGGUAGAUGUGCAAAUUGAAUGAAUGAAUAAAUAAAUAGAUAAAUAAAUAAAUAUUCCCAUU